Molecule: messenger RNA, 25068 nt
Organism: Coregonus sp. 'balchen'
Lineage: Eukaryota; Metazoa; Chordata; Actinopteri; Salmoniformes; Salmonidae
Source: the annotation of a GenBank genome assembly
AUGGGUGAACCAGUGUCUGAAAUGUGUGAUCAUCUCAUCAAAGCUGUUAACGUGAUGAUGGACGCGGAAUCUAGCCAAAUAUAUCGUCUGGAGGCCCUAAAGGUAUCUUGAAGGCUAGAUGCUAGUUAGCUAAUGUUAGCUGGUAAGGGGCCAGCUAGCUAGCUAGCUUUCCCAGUUGCGAUGUGGUUACUUGACUGAGAAUGGGCUGUGUUUAUAUAAAUACAUAGCUAGCUAACUAUAACUUAGCAUUAUAGACGUCGAUCGUGGCAUUUUCCCACGUCUAUUGCAUGGAUUAAUCAAUGGGCGUAGCUUGCUAGCCAUUUAACCAGCUAGCUAGAUAGCUAACGUCAGAAGGCUAACAUACCAUUCCCAUCACGUUGCCAGCUGCGGAUUUCAUUCAUUGCACACCGGUAGCAACCUACAUUUACAUUUUAGUCAUUUAGCAGACGCUCUUAUCCAGAGCGAUAGUUGUGCAGAACCAGUACUGCUGCUGAUGCACACAAACUGAAUGCAAGAUCACUUAUGCCAAAAAUGUAGCCUAGUUAUAUUGAUUGCGUUGAAUAAACUGAGUUAUUCAUUGUUUUGAGAGCGUCUUGCUACUGUAGUUAAUAAGUAGCAGCUGGCAAUCUUUGACUCCUAAGUCACUUAUUUGUAAAGCUCCAUAAAUUACAUUGAUAACUAUGACGGAUAUCAUUGCAAGUUCACCGUUCUGAUGUUUCAAACGUCAUUGAUGUGAAUGAGUUUGUUCUAGCUGGCUACCGCUAGGUAACUGAGUGAGUGCAUAUUAUUAACUUGUCCAUCGUAUCUCAUUUUUUCUAUUCAGUUUUGUGAAGAAUUCAAAGAGAAGUGUCCCUUCUGUGUUCCAUGUGGGCUACAGUUAGCAGAUAAAGCCCAAACAGCAGUGGUGAGGCACUUUGGUCUACAGAUACUGGAGCAUGUCAUCAAGUGAGUUCAUGAGGCAUUAUAUGAUUAAUUCAGUUCUCCUCAUUUACAUUUAAGUCAUUUAGCAGACACUCUUAUCCAGAGCGACUUACAGGAGUGCCUUGCUCAAGGGCACAUCAGCAGAUUUUCCCUAGUUGGUUCGGGGAUUCGAACCAGCGACCUUUCGGUUACUGGCCCAACGCUCUUAACCACUAGACUACCUGCCACCCCAUCAUUGUCAUCAAGACUGGACACAUAUUACCAAUAUGUUCCCCAAAACCUUGUUUUUCUUCAUGUUGAGAAUAGGUUCAGAUGGAACAACAUGCCACAGCAGGAGAAAGUCCAGCUGAAGAACUGUGCCAUGGGGCUGUUGUCAACUGUAAGUCUGUCUGGGUGAUAAACACCCUGUUAGUGUGUCUAUUCUUCUAGAAAAGGUAUGUGGCAGACAAGAUGAUGAAGGGAAUUAAUGGUGGUCUGUCCUCCGAAAUAACAAAUAUAGUACAAAAAAAUAAACCAACAAAUUCCGCAUUGUUGCGUGAUCUGUUAGAUGUACAUGUUUGAAUAUACUGACACUAGUCUGUUCCCUGACUGGCUCACUGCCUCCCUCUGCAGGGCACCUAUCCUAUCCUGGAGGAGGAGAGCCACAUCAAGGACGUUCUCGCACGGAUCAUAGUGGAGAUGAUCAAGAGAGAAUGGCCUCAGCACUGGCCUGACAUGCUCAAGGAGAUGGAGGCACUCACCAGCAUAGGGGUGAGUCAGCACUUUCCAUUUCAGUGUUUCCCCUAGGUUCUGUUGGCAGGGUGCCAACUGCCAAGGCCCCCCCGGAGCAACUUUCAGGGCUCAAAACAUCAAUGGAUUCAAUUGCAGAGUACAUUACAGGAUACAAAUAAAGUUUUGUUGCGAUCAGAAUAAUGACAACUCCCUCCCCACCCCCAGGAGGCCCAGACAGAGCUGGUGAUGUUGAUCCUGCUGCGGCUGGCAGAGGACGUGAUCACCUUCCAGACCCUGCCCACCCAACGCCGUAGGGACAUCCAGCAGACCCUCACCCAGAACAUGGAGAGCAUCUUUAGCUUCCUGCUCACCAUCCUGCAGCUCCACGUCGACGAGUACCGCAAACUGGUAAACAGAAAAUGGUUACAUCUGUCUGUCUCAUGCUGUAGAUUUUUUUGCGGCAGUGUUUUUGACCUCUUUUAUUGAUAUGAUUUUCGACCUUUUUGUAUCUCUUCCAGAAAAAAAUACCAGGCCAAGAAUUGCAGGUAGGAAAUAGUUUUUUAUGUAAUACAAUAUAUUCACUUUCAAAUAUAUUAUAUUCACAUUUAGACACCCAGCUAAAAAGACUUCUCUGUUCUGUUUUCUGCCCCUCAACCCGCUCUCUCUCAUCUCUCCCCACCCUUCUCCUUCCUUCCUCUUCCCUCCUUCUACUUCCUGCCCCCUCUCCCCCCGGUCAGGCCAAGGCCCACUGUCGUGUAGGCGUGGCUGCGCUGAACACCCUGGCAGGCUACAUAGACUGGGUGGCCCUGGCCCACCUCACCAACGACAACUGUCGCCUGCUGGAGAUAUUGUGUCUGCUGCUCAGUGAGACCGAGCUGCAGCUGGAGGCUGCUGAGUGCCUGCUCAUCGCCAUCAGCCGCAAGGUUACUACACAGUACUAGACACUCCCCUUACUGCAGACAGGCUCUGUAGGACCUGACAUGCCCCUUUAUGUCCAGACACUCACCCUUUCUACAGGCACGCCCCUUUCUAGGACAGGACCAGAUAUUUUUCGAAGACAUUAUUGAAAUGGAAGUCUACAGCUACUGAAUGGCUAGUACAAGUCAGGUACGUCACAGGGCUGUGUCAUCUUAAUGUGCCUGGUGUCUCCACAGGGCAAGCUGGAGGACAGGAAACCACUGAUGGUGCUGUUUGAUGAUGUCGCCAUGCACUACAUCCUGUCUGCAGCACAGUGAGUACCAGUCCCCUCACCACCCAUAAGACCUUACACAGAAGCAUUACUAGCUCAUUCUGGCUUCUAAUUCUCAUUGGUUUGUGGUUGCAGGUCUGCAGAUGGAGCAGCAACAUGCAACAAAUCCUCUCCAACACAGUGAGUAGCCUACACAUUUUGGUGUGCCUACCCAGCGGUCUUAUGUAUUUUGCUCUAGAACAGGGUUGAUAUUUAGCAUUAGCAUUGGAGCUCAUACGGCCUGUUCUUUUUUAUUUCUGUGAAGUGUGCUGUGAUGUUUAAAAAUUCACUUUUAAAUAAAGUUUGCUUUGAUUUCCCCCCAGGCCAGUGGCGGGGUUGGUGGAGAGACACUACACCUUCCUGAAGAGGCUAUGUCAGGUCCUGUGUUCCCUGGGCAGCCAACUAUGCUUCUUAGUGGUGAGUCUGGCUGCACUGUCUUUGAUUACAAUAAUCUAUUAACUAUAUUGUUUUAUGUAUUUAUUUAUUUAUUUAUUUAUUUAUAGUACACAUGGGCGUCUUGAUGAUUCUGUCCUAUGUGUUUCUAAUGCAGGGUUCAGAUGUGGAGGUAGAGGUACCUGCAAAUCUCAGCAAGUAUACAGAAGCAUUCCUGGCCUUCACCACUCACCCAAGCCAGGUGAGUUACCUGCUGUUACAGUAAAGUACCAGCCAGGUGGGUUACCAACUCUUUACAGUAAAGUACCAGCCAGGUGGGUUACCAACUCUUUACAGUAAAGUACCAGCCAGGUGGGUUACCAACUCUUUACAGUAAAGUACCAGCCAGGUGAGUUACCUGCUGUCACAGUAAAGUACCAGCCAGGUGAGUUACCUGCUGUCACAGUAAAGUACCAGCCAGGUGGGUUACCAACUCUUUACAGUAAAGUACCAGCCAGGUGGGUUACCAACUCUUUACAGUAAAGUACCAGCCAGGUGGGUUACCAACUCUUUACAGUAAAGUACCAGCCAGGUGGGUUACCAACUGUUACAGUAAGGUACCAGCCAGGUGGGUUACCAACUCUUUACAGUAAAGUACCAGCCAGGUGGGUUACCAACUCUUUACAGUAAAGUACCAGCCAGGUGGGUUACCAACUCUUUACAGUAAAGUACCAGCCAGGUGGGUUACCAACUCUUUACAGUAAAGUACCAGCCAGGUGGGUUACCAACUGUUACAGUAAAGUACCAGCCAGGUGGGUUACCAACUGUUACAGUAAAGUACCAGCCAGGUGGGUUACCAACUCUUUACAGUAAAGUACCAGCCAGGGGGGUUACCAACUGUCACAGUAAAGUACCAGCCAGGUGGGUUACCAACUGUUACAGUAAAGUACCAGCCAGGUGGGUUACCAACUGUUACAGUAAAGUACCAGCCAGGUGGGUUACCAACUGUUACAGUAAAGUACCAGCCAGGUGGGUUACCAACUCUUUACAGUAAAGUACCAGCCAGGUGGGUUACCAACUGUUACAGUAAAAUACCAGCCAGGUGGGUUACCAACUCUUUACAGUAAAGUACCAGCCAGGUGGGUUACCAACUCUUUAAAGUAAAGUACCAGCCAGGUGGGUUACCAACUGUUACAGUAAAGUACCAGCCAGGUGGGUUACCAACUCUUUACAGUAAAGUACCAGCCAGGUGGGUUACCAACUGUCACAGUAAAGUACCAGCCAGGUGAGUUACCAACUCUUUACAGUAAAGAACCAGCCAGGUGAGUUACCAACUGUUACAGUAAAGUACCAGGCAGGUGGGUUACCAACUCUUUACAGUAAAGUACCAGCCAGGUGGGUUACCAACUGUCACAGUAAAGUACCAGCCAGGUGGGUUACCAACUCUUUACAGUAAAGUACCAGCCAGGUGGGUUACUGACUCUUUACAGUAAAGUACCAGCCAGGUGGGUUACCAACUCUUUACAGUAAAGUACCAGCCAGGUGGGUUACCAACUGUUACAGUAAAGUACCAGCCAGGUGGGUUACCAACUCUUUACAGUAAAGUACCAGCCAGGUGGGUUACCAACUGUUACAGUAAAAUACCAGCCAGGUGGGUUACCAACUGUUACAGUAAAGUACCAGCCAGGUGGGUUACCAACUGUCACAGUAAAGUACCAGCCAGGUGGGUUACCAACUGUUACAGUAAAGUACCAGCCAGGUGGGUUACCAACUCUUUACAGUAAAGUACCAGCCAGGUGGGUUACCAAAUCUUUACAGUAAAGUACCAGCCAGGUGGGUUACCAACUCUUUACAGUAAAGUACCAGCCAGGUGGGUUACCAACUGUUACAGUAAAGUACCAGCCAGGUGGGUUACCAACUCUUUACAGUAAAGUACCAGCCAGGUGGGUUACCAACUGUUACAGUAAAGUACCAGCCAGGUGGGUUACCAACUCUUUACAGUAAAGUACCAGCCACAGCCUCUCGAUACAAAUCCCAUGCAGCUAGCUAAUACUAUUGUUUAUCCAUAUCCCCCUUUGUCGAUUCUGGGCGUCGAGCACUGAACGUUGACACAGGUUUAUUCUUUCAUUUUUCAAUCUGUUCUGAUUAUCUAUUCUACUCUGAACUGAAGUAUUUUUGUGUCAUUCCCCACCAGUUCCUAAGGUCUUCCACCCAGAUCAUGUGGGGAACCCUGUUCAGACAUGAGAUUCUCUCCAAGGAUCCUGUCAUCAUCCAGAUGAUAAUCAAGUACUUUAGAGCCACCAUGACCAACCUAGUCAAGGUGAGACAGGCUACAACACACACUGCCGAUUUUGCAGGUUUUCCUACUUACAAAGCAUGUAGAGGUCUGUCAUUUUUAUCAUAGGUACACUUCAACUGUGAGAGACUGAAUCUAGAAAAUCCAGAAAAUCACAUUUGUAUGAUUUUUAAGUAAUUAAUUUGCAUUUUAUUGCAUGACAUAAGUAUUUGAUCACCUACCAACCAGUAAGAAUUCCGGCUCUCACAGACCUGUUAGUUUUUCUUUAAGAAGCCCUCCUGUUCUCCACUCAUUACCUGUAUUAACUGCACCUGUUUGAACUCGUUACCUGUAUAAAAGACACCUGUCCACACACUCAAUCAAACAGACUCCAACCUCUCCACAAUGGCCAAGACCAGAGAGCUGUGUAAAGACAUCAGGGAUAAAAUUGUAGACCUGCACAAGGCUGGGAUGGGCUACAGGACAAUAGGCAAGCAGCUUGGUGAGAAGGCAACAACUGUUGGCACAAUUAUUUGAAAAUGGAAGAAGUUCAAGAUGACGGUCAAUCACCCUCGGUCUGGGGCUCCAUGCAAGAUCUCACCUCGUGGGGCAUCAAUGAUCAUGAGGAAGGUGAGGGAUCAGCCCAGAACUACACGGCAGGACCUGGUCAAUGACCUAAAGAGAGCUGGGACCACAGUCUCAAAGAAAAGCAUUAGUAACACACUACGCCGUCAUGGAUUAAAAUCCUGCAGCGCACACAAGGUCCCCCUGCUCAAGCCAGCGCAUGUCCAGGCCCGUCUGAAGUUUGCCAGUGACCAUCUGGAUGAUCCAGAGGAGGAAUGGGAGAAGGUCAUGUGGUCUGAUGAGACAAAAAUAGAGCUUUUUGGUCUAAACUCCACUCGCCGUGUUUGGAGGAAGAAGAAGGAUGAGUACAACCCCAAGAACACCAUCCCAACCGUGAAGCAUGGAGGUGGUAACAUCAUUCUUUGGGGAUGCUUUUCUGCAAAGGGGACAGGACGACUGCCACGUAUUGAGGGGAGGAUGGAUGGGGCCAUGUAUUGCGAGAUCUUGGCCAACAACCUCCUUCCCUCAGUAAGAGCAUUGAAGAUGGGUCGUGGCUGGGUCUUCCAGCAUGACAACGACCCGAAACAUACAGCCAGGGCAACUAAGGAGUGGCUCCGUAAGAAGCAUCUCAAGGUCCUGGAGUGGCCUAGCCAGUCUCCAGACCUGAACCCAAUAGAAAAUCUUUGGAGGGAGCUGAAAGUCCAUAUUGCCCAGCGACAGCCCCGAAACCUGAAGGAUCUGGAGAAGGUCUGUAUGGAGGAGUGGGCCAAAAUCCCUGCUGCAGUGUGUGCAAACGUGGUCAAGACCUACAGGAAACGUAUGAUCUCUGUAAUUGCAAACAAAGGUUUCUGUACCAAAUAUUAAGUUCUGCUUUUCUGAUGUAUCAAAUACUUAUGUCAUGCAAUAAAAUGCAAAUUAGUUACUUAAAAUCAUACAAUGUGAUUUUCUGGAUUUUUGUUUUAGAUUCCGUCUCUCACAGUUGAAGUGUACCUAUGAUAAAAAUGACAGACCUCUACAUGCUUUGUAAGUAGGAAAACCUGCAAAAUCGGCGGUGUAUCAAAUACUUGUUCUCCCCACUGUAUGUGCAUCCAAGACUUUGUGCAGGUGCACAUUAAAGUAUCAAAAUGUUCAUUAGAACAAAUGAGCAACUAUAGGACUCUCAUUGAGUUACACACAAAGGGACAAAUUAUAAAUAUAAAUACUGACAACUACACCAGAAGGUUGAGCUUCUCCACCAUUGAUACUGUUUGUCUCUACAUGCUAUUACAUUUACGUCAUUUAGCAGACGCUCUUAUCCAGAGCGACUUACAAAUUGGUGCAUUCACCUUAUGAUAGCCAGUGGGACAACCACUUUACAAUUUUGAUUAAUUUUUUUCUUUCGGGUGGGGUAAGGGUGGGCUGGAGAUGACAAGUGCCUGGAUUAGGACCUGUGCCGCUUCCUGUGUAAGGCAGGGUCGUAUUCUGCCAAUGUUGUAGAGCAUGAACCUACAGGAUGGGGUCACCGAUCUGCUAUGACAAGGUUCUUUAAUUCUAUGACGUUAUGUUCUUGUGUUCUGCCUGUUAGACUGGUUUUCCUUCCAGGAACGACAGUCCCAGCUGUGAGUACUCCCGUCAUGACUUCGACAGUGACGAAGACUUCAACUCCUUCUUCAACUGUAAGCAAUGUGACUCCUAUUUUAUUUGAAUAAUUUGGAUUUAUGCUAUCUUAAUAUAUAAUCUAAUUUAUUUAUUUGCUAUCAAAGAAUGUUCUCCCCAGUUUGUUCCUACUGAUCACGACCCUGAUGCUUGUGUUCUAAUGUGUUCCAGCGUUCCGAGCGCAGCAGGGGGAGGCGGUCCGGAACGCGUGUCGUAUCGUUCCCUUGGAGGGCUUCCAGAUUGCAGCAGAGUGGCUGCAGUAUCAGAUCAGUACACCCAUUGACAUCGGGACCACUGUGUGUACGUGCUGCUUCUUGACUGUGGCUCAUACUGAAGAUCUGGGAAUGGGGGGGGUCUCGUGUGUGUGUGAUGGUAAAUGUGUCUUGGAGGAGUCCCUGAGGGAUUAACACACUGCCAGCCAGCCACAGCAGUCAGACUGCCACAAGAGUAGCUGUAGGGUUAAUAACUGGAGAGGUUCUGGGACUAUGACCAUUAGUAAGUUUCUAGGUCAUCUGAGCUGACUGCUCAAAUCAAGAGUUAACCUGUAUCAAGAGGAAGUAGAGAGUUGAGGUUCUUAUAAAGGAAAUGCUUCUUUAUAUGUAUGAGAUGAAUUCUCACUCUUGCUCACUCGUAACACACACAUUUAGAUGAAUUCUCGUAACAACUCUCUGAAAGGGCGCCAAGUGACAGACAAUUGUAGGUCAAGUGAUACUGGUGGUGCCUGUUAAUUAAUGAAUUAAUUCGCAUUAUUAACUCUGUCUUUAUUUCUCCCCUUCUCGCUCUCUCUCUCUCUCUCUCCUAUCCAGCUAAGAUGGCUGAGGGGCUGUGCUCUAUCCUGUCUCCGUCAGCGGUCCAGUGGGAUGCUAUGACCUUCUUCACAGAGAGUGUUGUGGGACAGAUGUUCAAGAACGUAGAGGUUGAGGUAAGAGGAAGCAAAACAGGCCAAAUGCUAAUGGAUACCCACAGCAGAGAGAUGAGGAGAGUUAGAGGGGUAGAGAGGAUGAAACAGUAUCUAAAGACUGGCUAAGUGUGAACGCUGCCAGUCGGGUGCCCUAGAUGGCAACAAUGCAACAGCUACAACUAGGUACAACUUGUUGAAAGACAAAACCAUUGAUUCAUACUUUUUUUUCCCAUGGCUGAAGAACAUAAACAAGUGUUAUGAAUGUGAUGAUGAUGAUGCAACCCUAACUCUGGUGUCCCCUCUGCCCUUUCUGUAGAAGUUGCCAGUAGACCAGGGCAUUGAGCUGCUGCAGGCUGUGUUAAACUACAACACCCAAGACCCUCUCAUCCUGUCCUGUGUCCUCACCAACCUCUCCUCCCUCUUCCCCUUCGUCACACACCGACCUCACUUCCUGCCUCAGGUCCUCUACAAGGUGAACACACACACACACCAAUCUAUAAUCUCGCAAAGUCUUUAUGUGGAUCGUGUUAAACUGUUGUUGUUUUCCUUCCCAGCUGUUUGCCUCCAUCACAUUUGAGGUGGUAGAGGAGAGCAAGGUGAGCUGUCUUAAAUAUUCUUAGGAGGGACGACGGAUGUCUUCUUUGGGAUUAUAUCAAAGUGAUGGCUGUGAGGCCAAGUAGUCCGUCCAAUCAUCAAUCUGAUCUGUGAUGUCAUUUUCAGGCGCCACGGACGCGUGCAGUGAAGAAUGUCAGAAGACACGCAUGCUCCUCCAUCAUCAAAAUGUCUCGAGACUACCCAUGGUUCAUUCUGGUAUGUGUCUGCGGUCAAGUUCCUCCCACUCCUAGAAGAGGCUCACCCAGCGCUGUGCAGUGAAAAGGAACAGAUGCUUUAAGUAGAUACUGAUGAAACACAGUUGACUAUUACUUAAAUCUAUUGCAUCUUACAAGUGUGUAUGGGGGGAUGGAUGUGUCUGUGUGUUUCAUAAUGUACAUCUCUCUCUCUCUCUCUCUCUCUCUAUGCAGCCAUGUUUUGACAUACUGUAUAAUCAGGUGAAGAAGCUGUUCUCCAACGAGGCCCUGUUGACCCAGAUGGAGAAGUGUGCUCUGAUAGAGGCCCUGGUUCUCAUCAGUAACCAGUUCAAAGACUACACCAAGCAGAAGGCCUUCCUGGAGGAGCUCAUGGCCACCGUGUCCGCUCGCUGGACCUCCGACGAGAUGAGGCAGUAUGUACACACACGCACACUGUAUACACACACGCAAUGCAGACACACGUGCGCGUACCGGAGUUAAGAAUGUACGCUCACUCCACAGCUAGCUUGAAAUGUCACGGAUGGAGCCAUCCAAUUGGUACCUGUUAGAACGUUGUCAAGGAGUGCGGUCACGUGUGUUAGUGGAGCAGAGGUCCCGAGUUCCAGCCAGGUAUGAGCCGACUCGGGGGAAUUCGCUAAGCAAGCAACGUGAUGUCCGUAACACGCCUAAACGACAUGCGUACAUACACACACUAAACCGCACACACACACACAAUAUAUAAUAUAAAUGGUUGUUCUCUCUCUGUGUGUAUCAGUGUGCUGUGGGAUCCUGCUCUGUUCCUGGCCUUCGUUGGUGCUGAUCAGCUGGUGGCUGAAGGCACAGACCACACAACAGGCAUCAACAGGUCACGGGUAGGUAGGUGUGUGUGUUGUGUUCGCAUGCAUGUGUUCAUGGCUAAGUGCUAUAACGUUCUAUGUGAUAUCAGGCUUGCCAGUUCUACCAAUUCUGCCAAAACAUCAACUAAAAGUGUCCUAUUCCUUGUUUGUCUCUCCCCCACCCUGCCCUCCUUCCCUCCAGUUGAGUUUCUGUGUGUACACCAUCCUGGGGGUGGUGAAGAGGGCCCGCUGGCCGGCUGACCUGGAGGAGGCUAAGGCGGGGGGCUUCGUGGUGGGCUACACCCCUACUGGAGCCCCAAUCUACAGAAAUCCCUGCACCUCCCAGGUCCUGGCCAUGCUGCCCAACCUGCUCGCCCUCAUCAGGUUAGGGGAUGUGUAGAGGGGGUGUUGGAGAGAGACAGUGUGUAUUUGUGAAGAUAAGUGUUUAUGAUCAUGUUUGUGAUGGUAAUCAAUCAACUGUAUUUAUAAAGCCCUUUUUACAUCAUCAGAUGUCACAAAGUGCUUAUACAGAAACCCAGCCUAAAACUCCAAACAGCAAGCAAUGCAGAUGUAGAAGCACCGUGGCUAGGAAAAACUCCCUAGAAACCUAGAGGAACCAGGCUCUGAGGGGUGGCCAAUCCUUUUCUGGCUGUGUCGGGUGGAAAUUAUAAGAGUACAUGGCCGUUUAAGGGGGGGGCGCAAAACUGGACAGGAAGAUCACAUCAGUGACUCAACCCACUCAAGUCGAGUAUAGCAGGGGAAAAAGCCUGGCACGACGUGACGCACCCCUCCUAGGGACGGCAUGGAAGAGCACUAGUAAGCCAGUGACUCAGCUCCCGUAAUAGGGUCAGAGGCAGAGAAUCCCAGUGGAGAGAGGGGAGCCGGCCAGGUAGAGACAGCAAGGGUGGUUUGUCACUCUAGUGCCUUGCCGUUCACCUUCACACCCCUGGGCCAGACUACACUCAAUCAUAGGACCUACUGAAGAGAUGAGUCUUCAGUAAUGACUUAAAGGUCGAGACCGAGUCUGCAUCUCUCACAUGGAAAGGCAGACCAUUCCAUAAAAAUGUAGCUCUAUAGGAGAAAGCCCUGCCUCCAGCUGUUUGCUUAGAAAUUCUAGGGACAAUAAGGAGGCCUGCGUCUUGUGACCGUAGCGUACAUGUAGGUAUGUACGGCAGAACCAAAUUGGAGAGAUGGGUAGGAGCAAGUCCUUUGUAGGUUAGCAGUAAAAUCUUGAAAUCAGCCCUAGCCAUAACAGCAAGCCAGUAACAUGAUAAUUAUUUUUGGUUCUAGUCAAGAUUCUUGCAGCCGUAUUUGGCAGUAACUGAAGUUUAUUUAGUGCUUUAUCCUGGUAGCCGGAGAGUAGAGCAUUGCAGUAGUCUAAUCUAGAAGUGAUAAAAGCAUGGAUUAACUUUUCUGCAUAAUUUUUGGACAAAACGUUUCUGAUUUAUGCAAUGGUACGAAGAUGGGGGGGGAAGGCUGCUCUUGAAAUAUUUGUUAUAUGUUCGUCAGAAGAGAGCCCAGAGUAACACCGAGGUCCUUCAGUUUUAUUUGAGACUACUGUACAACCAUCAGAUCAAACAGCUGAUCUCUUUGUUUCUUGGGACCUAGAACUAGCAUCUCUGUUUUGUCAGUUUAAAAUAAAAAAAAUGUGCUUCCACCCACUUCCUUAUUUCUGAAACGCAGGCUUCCAGGGUAGGCAAUUCUGGGACUUCACCAUGUGUCAUCGAAAUGUACAGCUGUGUGUCGUCCGUAUAGCAGUGAAAGUUGACAUUGUGUUUCCGAAUGACAUCAUUAAGAGGUAGAGUAUAUAGUGAAAACAAUAGUGGUCCUUAAAUGGAACCUUGAGGAACGCCGAAACUUACCAUUGAUUUGUCAGAGGACGAACUAUCUACAGAGACUAACUGAUAUCUUUCCGACAGAUAAGAUCUAAACCAGGCAAGAACUUGUCCAUGUAGACCAAUUAGGGUUUCCAAUCUCUCCAAAAUAAUGUGGUGAUCGAUGGUGUCAAAAGCGGCAUUAAGGUCUAGGAGCACGAGGACAGAUGCAGAGCCUUGGUCUGAUGCCAUUAAAAGGUAAUUUACCACCUUCAAGAGUGCAGUCUCGGUACCAAGAUGGGGUCUAAAACCAGACUGGAGCGUUUCGUAUACAUUAUUUGUCUUCAGGAAGGCAGUGAGUUGCUGCGCAACAGGUUUUUCAAAAACAAUUGAGAGGAAUGGGAGAUUUUCCAGGUUUGGCUUUUUCAGGAGAGGCUUUAUUACUGCCACUUUUAGUGAGUUUGGUACACAUCCGGAGGAUAGGGAGAAGUUUAUUAUGUUCAAAAUAGAAGGGCCGAGCACAGGAAUUAGCUCAUUCAGUAGUUUAGUUUGAAUAGGGUCCAGUAGGCAGCUGGAAGGUUUACAGGCCAUGGCUAUUUUCGUGAAUGUGUCGAGAGAUACAGGAUUAAUAGGUCCUGGCAGUUCUGUGCAGACUCGGGACAACUGAGUUUUGGAGAAAUACGCACAUUCAAAGUGUCUAAUUUGAUUUCUAAUGAUUAUGAUCUUUGAAUUCAUCACUGCUGAAGUGAAGGACAUCCUCACCUGGGGAAUGCAGCUUUUUAGUUAGCUUUUUGACAGUAUUAAAAAUACAUUUUCUAUUCGUUUUUAUUCUCCUCAAUCAGGUUGGAAAAGUAGCUGAUCGAGCAGCAGUGAGGGCUCUUCCAUAUUGCACGGUACCAGCUAGUCAGAAGACCAUUUCCGUUCCAAUUUUCUGGAAGCUUGCUUCAGGGCUGGUAUUUUCUGUAUACAGGGGAGCUAACUUCUUGUGAAAAAUAUUUUUUGUUUUUAGAGGUGCAACUGCAUCUAGGGUAUUACCCAAGGUUAAAUGUAGAUCCUCGGUUAGGUGGUUAACUGAUUUUUGUACUCCGAUGUCCUUGGGUAGUUGGAGGGAGUCUGGAAGGGCAUCUAGGAAUCUUUGAGUUGUCAUAGAAUUUAUAGCGCAGCUUUUGACAAUCCUUGGUUGGGGUCUGAGCAGAUUAUUUGUUGCGUUUUGAAACCCAAUAAGAUGGUGGUCUGAUAGUCCAGGAUUAUGAGGAAAAACAUUUAGAUCCACAAUAUUUAUUCCACGGGACAAAACUAGAUCCAGGGUAUGACUGUGGCAAUGUGUAUGUCCGGAGACAUGAUGAUAGUGUUUGGGAUGAUGAUAAAGAGAAUGAUGAUGAUGAUGUCUCUCUGUAGAACACACAACAAUCUGUUCCUGCCGGAGAACAUGUGUCGUCUGAGUGAGACGUUCUCCAGGGCCUACGAGGUGAUCGAGGUGGAGAGGAACGUGGUUCUAGGUAAGAGGAACCACACUGGUUCUUCACAGUACUGAUUUAGAAACCCUAUACCACAAGUUGGUACCUGUGGUGUUAACCUGUGGUGUUAACCUGUGGUUAUAAUUUUCCCCCUGAGGGUUAUACCUAGAUAGUUUGUGUAUGUAUUGAUAUGUAGGCUACGUGUGCCUUUUGUGAAGAAAAAAAAAAGAAAUGUAUGUAGUUCUGUCCUUGAGCUGUUGUCUAUUAAUGUUCUGUAUUAUUUCAUGUUUUGUGUGGACCCCAGGAAGAGUAGCUGCUGCUUUUGCAACAGCUAAUGGGGAUCCUAAUAAAAUACCAAAUACUACAAAGCAGGAUCAAUGAGUUAGCCAGCUAACUUGCCUAAAUGUUCGGAAGCACCGAUCUAAGUUUAGCUUUCUUACUGAACAAGAAAAUCUAUAGUUAUUUCUGGUUGUUCAUCAAAGUUAGCUGGCUAACUCAUUGAUUCUUCUUUUAGUAUACACCUCUGAAGGAUAAUAAACCAUGAUUAUUGUGUGUCUUGAACUGUAGGCCUGCCACAGCCAGUCCUGGACAUCUAUGACUCUCCCGUUUAUAAGACUCAUCUAGAGCGCAUGCAGGGUUUCUUCUGUACCCUCUAUGACAACUGGUGAGUUCUUCACUGUGGACAGGCUUCUGCUUCCUCCCCUUCUCUACACACGCACACAACCACACAAUCUCACUCUCUCUUAUCUCCCGAGUGGCGCAGUGGUCUAAGGCACUGCAUCGCAGUGCUAGCUGUGCCACUAGAGAUCCUGGUUUGAAUCCAGGCUCUGUCGUAGCCGGCCGCGACCGGGAGACCCAUGGGGCGGCGCACAAUUGGCCCAGCGUCGUCCAGGGUAGGGGAGGGAAUGGCCGGCAGGGAUGUAGCUCAGUUGGUAGAGCAUGGCGUUUGCAACGCCAGGGUUGUGGGUUCGUUUCCCACGGGGGGCCAGUAUGAAAAAUUAAAAUGUAUGCACUCACUAACUGUAAGUCGCUCUGGAUAAGAGCGUCUGCUAAAUGACAAAACAUUUAAAAAAUGUCUUGCUUACCAACCCCCUCGCUCUUUCUCCGUUUUGACUAGAUGGUAUACAGUUUAUGUCAAAAUUGACUUUUCGUAGCAGGUAAAAUAAUUUACGCAGCAGGUUAGGAGAAUCAACGUAUCAGGUUAGGAGAAUUAGGUUAACAUUAGGAAAAGGGUUAGGAUUAGCUAAAAUGCCAAAGAAAAGCACAUUUUAACGUCAAUUUGACAUAAGAUGUAUGCUCUCAAGACAUUAUUUUAUUUAUUUUUUAUUUCACCUUUAUUUAACCAGGUAAACCAGUUGAGAACAAGUUCUCAUUUACAUCUGCGACCUGGCCAAGAUAAAGCAAAGCAGUGCGAUAAAAAACAACACAGAGUUACAUAUGGGGUAAAACAAAACAAAGUCAAAAAUACAACAGAAAUACAUAUAUACAGUGUGUGCAUAUUUAGCAAGUUAUGGAGGUAAGGCAAUAAAAUAGGCUAUAGUGCAAAAUAAUUACAAUUUAGUAUUAACACUGGAAUGAUGUGCAAGAGAUGAUGUGCAAAUAGAGAUACUGGGGUACAAAUGAGCAAAAUAAAUAACAAUAUAGGGAUGAGGUAGACCUCCUGAGUGGCGCAGUGGUCUAAGGCACUGCAUCGCAGUGCUAACUGUGCCACUAGAGAUCCUGGUUCGAAUCCAGGCUCUGUCGCAGCCGGCCGCGACCGGGAGACUCAUGGGCGGCGCACAAUUGGCCCAGCGUCGUCCAGGGUAGGGGAGGGAAUGGCCGGCAGGGAUGUAGCUCAGUUGAUAGAGCAUGGCGUUUGCAACGCCAGGGUUGUGGGUUCGAUUCCCACGGGGGGCCAGUAUAAAAAAAUAUAUAUAUAUGUAUUCACUAACUGUAAGUCGCUCUGGAUAAGAGCGUCUGCUAAAUGACUAAAAUGUAAAUGUAAAUGUAGUUGGGCGGGCUAAUUUCAGAUGGGCUGUGUACAGGUGCAGUGAUCGGUAAGGUGCUCUGACAACUGAUGCUUAAAGUUAGUGAGGGAGAUAAGUGUCUCCAGCUUCAGAGAUUUUUGCAAUUUGUUCCAGUCAUUGGCAGCAGAGAACUGGAAGGAAUUGCGGCCAAAGGAGGUGUUGGCUUUGGGGAUGACCAGUGAGAUAUACCCGCUGGAGCGCAGACUACGGGUGGGUGUUGCUAUGGUGACCAAUGAGCUAAGAUAAGGCGGGGAUUUGCCUAGCAGUGAUUUAUAGAUGGCCUGGAGCCAGUGGGUUUGGCGACGAAUAUGUAGUGAGGACCAGCCAACAAGAGCGUACAGGUCACAGUGGUGGGUAUUAUAUGGGGCUUUGGAGACAAAACGGAUGGCACUGUGAUAGACAACAUCCAAUUUGCUGAGUAGAGUGUUGGAGGCUAUUUUGUAAAUGACAUCGCCGAAGUCAAGGAUCGGUAGGAUAGUCAGUUUUACGAGGGCAUGUUUGGCAGCAUGAGUGAAGGAGGCUUUGUUGCGAAAUAGGAAACCGAUUCUAGAUUUAACUUUGGAUUGGAGAUUCUUAAUGUGAGUCUGGAAGGAGAGUUUACAGUCUAACCAGACACCUAGAUAUUUGUAGUUGUCCACAUACUCUAGGUCAGACCCGUCUAGAGUAGUGAUUCUAGUCGGGUGGGCGGGUGCAAGCAGCGUUCGGUUGAAGAGCAUGCAUUUAGUUUUACUAGUGUUUAAGAGCAGUUGGAGGCUACUGAAGGAGUGUUGUAUGGAAUUGAAGCUCGUUUGGAGGUUUGUUAACACAGUGUCCAAUGAAGGGCCAGAUGUAUACAAAAUGGUGUCGUCUGCGUAGAGGUGGAUCUGAGAGUCACCAGCAGCAAGAGCGACGUCAUUGAUAUACACAGAGAAAAGAGUUGGCCCAAGAAUUGAACCCUGUGGCACCCCCAUAGAGACUGCCAUAGGUCCAGACAACAGGCCCUCCGAUUUGACACAUUGAACUCUAUCUGAGAAGUAGUUGGUGAACCAGGCGAGGCAGUCAUUUGAGAAACCAAGGCUAUUUAGUCUGCCAAUAAGAAUGCGGUGGUUGACAGAGUCGAAAGCCUUGGCCAGGUCAAUGAAAACGGCUGCACAGUACUGUCUAUUAUCGAUCGCGGUUAUAAUAUCGUUUAGGACCUUGAGCGUGGCUGAAGUGCACCCAUGACCAGCUCGGAAACCGGAUUGCAUAGCGGAGAAGGUACGGUGGGAUUCGAAAUGGUCGGUGAUCUGUUUGUUGACUUGGCUUUCAUGACCCCAGAGAUGGAAGAGGAAUCGAUACAUCCCACUCCAUUUUUUUUCUGGUUCAAUGGAAGUCAAUGAACUAAGCAGACCAGACUCAGCUGCUAUCGCAUUGGUGUCUAUGGGAGAGCCACCCCGUUAAGCAGACCGGAACUGACUAUUUUUUUAAAUGGUAAAUGAUCUAAGUGAAUCAUCUUCAUUCAUCCACCAUCUUUGAUUUUUCUCUCUCUAGUUACCAUAUCCUGGGGAAUGCAGGCCUAUCAUUGCAGCAGGACUUCUACACCAUCGAGGGAUUGGCUGAACAGAUUGUUGGUUCCGCCUUAAUCUCCCUCGACAACGUGCCUGACCACAGACUCCGCCCCAUGCUCCAUAUCCUUCUGUCCAAUCGACCCAUCAGAGCUACCAAUCACAUAGAAGCUCUUGACUAAUUCAAUCAAUCUUAAUUUUUUUCAACCAAAAAAGGAAUCUAAUGUCAUUUCUAGUGAAACAAGUAUCCCUCUUGCAGGUUUUUUGGGUGAUCAAAUACAACCACAUUUUCCACCUAUUGAACAUAGAGAAUGGAGUAAAAUACAUGUAAUCAAGCACACACUGGGGCGUAGUCAUGGCCAUGGAAAAACAUAUUACCCAUCUGGUAAAGCCACUGAUAUUACAUAUCUAUUCAAUCAAUCUGUGCUCCUUAAUGUGUGUGUGUGUACGGGUGUUCCUGAAGCAGUUGGUGCUGUCGUGUCCUCCGGAGUACUACGACAGUCUGCUCUGCCCCCUGCUGGGCCCUCUGUUUGCCUACAUGCUUCAGGUCAGAGCUCACACACUUAUCUCCUUGCUCCUGUGAAGCAAUAUACCAAAAAGGAGAGCUUCUUUGCGUAUAAAAAAAAAACAUUAAGUAAAGUACUUGCGUAACGAAAAAGGUUAACUGUGGAACAACUUCCAAAUAAAUAUACCAAACUCGGAGGCUGAUCAAAAACUCGGAGCGUGCUUAUUUUGGAUGAUCAGUCUUUUUGAUCAACAUAGUUACUAGUAAUCAGUUACCAUAGAGAUGAUAAGAAAUAAUAGGACGGAUCAUAUGACAUUGUCUCUCUUUGUGUUUAUUUGUACAGAGACUCAACAUCAGGUGGCAGAUCAUCAACCAGAGGAGUACUGUCAGGUAAGAUGCGUCCGUCCGUACAUUAGAGCCCUGCACGGUCAUGAAUUUUAAGUCUGAGUCCCACCCAUUCCCGUGAUGUUCAGACCCUACCCUACUGAUUGCUUCUGCCCAAAAUCAGAAAUAACUUCCUUCGUUAGUAUCCAUUAGCUGCUGGUCUCUGCCUGUCCUUCUCCCUGCGCUGCAUGCGUUCUGUAUGCUAGUCUGCCUGUGUGAGUAUCCAUAGCAAUGGCUCCGCCUUGGGCUGCUCGAUGACGAGAUGCGAGAGAGCAGUUAGCUGUUAACUAGCUACUUUUCACCACUCUAAACUCCACAACAUUUUUUAAUUUCUGUGAAAUAAUCUCUCCCGUCGACUCGGACAAUGUUUUGGUCUUAUAUUUGAUGAGGUUGAAGCACUUCUAACACCAUGUUAUGAUCUUAGUAAGAUAUGACCUGAGUCCUAGGACUAUACCUCAGGGCUACCUGGCCUGAUGACUCCUGGCUGUCCCAGUCCACAGGAUCGUGCUGCUGCUCCAGUUUCUGAUGUUCUGCCUGCGGCUAUGGAACCCUGACCUGUUCACCAGACGUGCUACCUUAUCCCGGACCUGCUGUUUCGAUCCUCUCUGCCUCUCUCUAUCGCACCUGCUGUCUUGACCUCGGCUAUGAAAAGCCAACUGACAUUUACUCCUGAGGUGCUGACCUGUUGCACCCUCUAUAACCACUGUGAUUAUUAUUUGACCUUGCUGGCAUCUAUGAACGUUUGAACAUCUUGAAGAACGAUCUGGCCUUAAUAAUAUAAUAAUAAUAUGCCAUUUAGCAGACGCUUUUAUCCAAAGCGACUUACAGUCAUGUGCGCAUACAUUUUUACGUAUGGGUGGUCCCGGGGAUCGAACCCACAACCCUGGCGUUACAAGCGCAAUGCUCUACCAAUUGAGCUACAGAGGACCACCUUAAUGGCCAUGUACUCUUAUAAUCUCCACCGGGCACAGCCAGAUGAGGACCGGCCACCCCUCAGAGCCUGAUUCCUCUCUAGGUUUCUUCCAAGGUUCCUGCCUUUCUAGGGAGUUUUUCAUAGCCACCGUGCUUCUACAUCUGCAUUGCUUGCUGUUUGGGGUUUUAGGCUGGGUUUCUGUAUAGCAGUUUGUGACAUCUGCUGAUGUAAAAAGGGCUUUAUAAAUACAUUUGAUUGAUUGAUGACUGUAGACUACUGCGCAGCAGAGCACGAGCAAAUGGCUCAGCUUCAAAAUGUUACUGAUGCCCGAGCCCUACCCGUACCCUAAUAAUUGAUGAUAAAACUGGCCCUACCCUGUCCUAACCUGAUGGAUAGUGUCGGGGUGGGUCGGGUAGCAGAGCUCAAGCGUGCAUCCCUAUGAAUGCAUUUGAGGGUAAGCACCUCCGCCACACUGACCCUCAACAUGGAGGCCCCUCAGGGGUGCAUGCUUAGUCCCCUCCUGUACUCCGUUCACUCCGUGGCCGCCCAUGACACCAACACCAUUAAGUUUGCACACGACACGACGGUGGUAGGCCUGAUCACCGACGACAAUGAGACAGCCUAUAGGGAGGAGGUCAGAGACCUGGCAGUGUGGUCUCUGACGUCAGCAAGACGAAGGAGCUGAUCGUGGACUACAAGAAACGGAAGGCCGAGCACACCCCCAUCCACAUGGACGGGGCUGUUGUGGAGCAGGUCGAGAGCUUCAAGUUCCUCGGUGUCCACAUCACUAAGGAACUGUCAUGGUCCACACAUCAACACAGUCCCGAAGAGGGCACGACAACGCCCCUUCCCCCUCAGGAGGCUGAAAAGAUGCGUCAUGGGCCCUCAAAAAGUUCUACAGCUGCACCAUUGAGAGUAUCUUGACUUACUGCAUCACCGCUUGGUAUGGCAACUGCUUGUCAUCCGACUGCAAGGCGCUACAGAGGGUAAUGCAUACGGCCCAGUACAUCACUGGGGCUGAGCUCCCUGCCAUCCAGGACCUUUGUACCAGGCGGAUUCAGAGGAAGGCCCUAAACAUUUUCAAAGACAACAGCCACCCAAGUCAUAGGAUGUUCUCUCUGCUACCGCACGGAAAGCAGGACCGAUGCAUCAAGUCUGGAACAAACAGGACCCUGAACAGCUUCUACCCCCAAGCUAUAAGACUGCUAAAGAGUUAACAAAUUGCUACCUGGAAUAUCUGCAUUGAACUAUUUUGCCUCAUCACAUACACUGCAGUUACUGUUUAUUAUCUAUCACGUUGCCUAGUCACUUUAUCCCUACCUAUAUGUACAUAUCUACCAUAUACCCCUGCACAUAGACUCUGUACUGGUACCCCAUGUAUAUAGCCAAGUUAUCGUUACUCAUUGUGUAUUUAUACCUUGGAAUUCUUUUUCUAUUUAUUCCGUUAUUAUUUUUCUGCUAUUUCUCUAUUAUUUUUCUCUACAUUGUUGGGAAGGGACCGUAAGUAAGCAUUUCACUUCGUAAGCAACACCUGUUGUUUACCAAGCAUGUGACAAAUAAAAUGAGAUUUGAUGUGGUCACUUUGAAUGUAUAGGUUUUCUUUCUAUUUCUUUGCUGGUGGUAUGUUGACAAUCUCCCUCCCUCUCCCUCUGUGUGUGUAGUAUGGAGGAGGAUGAGGACGAGGUGUGUGAGGAGAAACAAGUGACCCAGGAGAUGCUGGAGGAACAGCUGGUUCGUCUGGUCACCAGAGAGGUUCUGGACCUGCUCAGUAAGUCCAGACUUUGGGAGAAAGGACAUCUUAUUGGAAUGUAGGGAGCAACUAAGUAGCACUUUAUAUAUAGUUUCUACAUUGAGCGUGUUUUUUUGUCCAGGAGAAAGAAUCUGGUUCCUUGAAACUGGUCCUAUGAAUUUAGUUCUGAUGCACAUCCAGAUUUGAUAGGUUUGGGGUAUGUGGAGUAGAUUAGGUUUGGUGUAUGUGGGGUGGAUUAGGUUUGGGGUAUGUUCGGUCGAUUAGGUUUGGGGUACGUGGGGUGGAUUAAGUUUGGGGUAUGUGGGGUCGAUUUCAGUGUGGCCAUAUUUCCUAACAUUUAUCCUUUCCCCUCAGCUCAUGCCUGCAUACUGAAAAAAGCGCCUGAGCCAGCAGGGAAUAAGGAGGAUGUGGAUGGUAAGUGUUCCCUGAUCCCUUCUUGUUCCCAGAUCCCUUCUUGUUCCCUGAUCCCUACUUGUUCCCAGAUCCCUACUUGUUCCCUGAUCCCUACUUGUUCCCUGAUCCCUACUUGUUCCCUGAUCCCUACUUGUUCCCUGAUCCCUACUUGUUCCCUGAUCCCUACUUGUUCCCAGAUCCCUUCUUGUUCCCUGAUCCCUUCUUGUUCCCUGAUCCCUACUUGUUCCCUGAUCCCUACUUGUUCCCUGAUCCCUACUUGUUCCCUGAUCCCUACUUGUUCCCUGAUCCCUUCUUGUUCCCUGAUCCCUACUUGUUCCCUUGUUUUCAAGGGAAGAAAAGCGUCAUUCAGGGUCCACCCCCUUCUCAUUCUUCCUUUUAUGUCCUAUUGUGUGUAGAUGAGGAGAUGAUGUCCACUGAGUCCCAGGCAGUCACAGCCAAUCCAGCCCAGCCAACAGGCGAAAUGACUGAGCUGGGGAAGUGUCUCCUCAAACACGAGGUCAGCACCACACACACACACACACACACACACACACACACACACACACACACACACACACACACACCAGAGCAUUUGCAGCAGGGGUGUUUAACUCACUCCAUGGAGGACCUAGUGUCUGCUGGUUUUCACUCCUCCCUUGUACCUGAUGGAUGACUAAAAGUCACUAAUUAGUAAGGAACUCCCUUCACCUGGUUGUCUAGGUCUUAAUUGAAAGGAAAAACCUAAAUGAAAAACCCGCAGACACUAGGUCCCUUGUGAAUGGUUUUGACACUUCGUGAUUACGCUCGACCCAUUGACAGGUUCUUAUUUCUUCCUACUUGAGGCACUGAUAGGACUUGUUGCUUCGUCACCUACUUGUUCUGAAGGACCAGUCUGUACCACUUGCACCGCCUCAUUGUCCUCUUACCCUGCUACAGCAGGUACUGUACCCUGCCACAUGGAAAGGUAUGGGUUUCCACUCCUUCCUCAUGUCUGUUCCUUCCCUUGUCCUGACCAGUGUGUUACCCGAUCGCAGACGUAUGUUCCCUGAUCCCGACAGUAGCUGAUUCCCUACCUGCACAGCCAUUGUACUGUACCCUGCUCGCUGAGUGUACUUGUCCUACCCUCUUACGGAGGUCAGCAACCCUGCACGACACGUACUGUUACCCUGCACACACACAGUAGCUGUCCCACUGUUCACAGGACCUACUUGCCACCCUACUUUCGACGCGGUGUGUUACCCUCACACGGACAUGUGCCCUGCUCAAGGUAGCGUUCACUCCCCCCUCUGUUCCCUGCUACGGGAACAGAAGUCACUGAACCUCCUAGACAGUGACUAACCCUGCCACAGCAUGACGGUGGCUGUCCCUCUAACGACAGGACAGACCUACACAUGAACAACACCAGCAACACUAUCCAUUUUACAGCACCACAACCCAUUUCUGACCUCCCUGUUUGCUACUGGUGUUUCGUCCUCAUGUACUAGUGUCUACUUUGGCUCUCUUCACUUCUCCUCUACCUGUUGACUAGUCCUGUACCCCUCCCUGUUCUGUCUAAUUGGCAACCUGUAACUGUCACCGCCCCCCCACACUGGUCCUCUGUGACCCUGCAUCUCUUUACUUCUGUCUCACUCCUACCCAGUGACAGGUCCUACUGUCUCCUCUCUGCUACACCAUCUAUAGCCUGUUCUCCUCACACUGUCGGUAGCUGUCUCCCCCCCUCUUCUGACUUAACUGGUAGCUGUUACCCCCUGCUACGACUGACAGGUAUGCUGUUUACCCUCUCGACAGGACAGGUAGGCUGUUACCCUGCUUACCACGGACGGUAGCUGUACCUCUCUGCUUCGACUGACGUAGGCUUUACCCCCCUGCUCGACAUCGCAGUCUGACCCUCUCUCCGUGCGUCUCUCACAGGCCUCCGCUUACUUCCUUCUGCCUCCCUGCUCCUCUCUUCUUCACAGCUGUCUGCUUGUCUCCCCCCCUCUCUCGUCUGUCGUCUGCACUGUGGCCUCCUCCCCUUCUCUCUCUUUCACUGCCUCUCUCCCUCCUCUCUCUCUUCACUGUCUCUCUCUCUCCCUCCCUCUCUCUCUCACUGUCUGUCUUUUCUCCCUCCUCCCCCUCUUCCUCUUCACUCUCUUCUCUCUCUUCACUGUCUCUCUCCCUCUCUCUUCACUGUCUGUCUCUCUCCCUCCCUCUCUCUUCACUGUCUCCUCUCUCCCUCUCUCUCUUCACUGUCUGUCUCUCUCCUCCCUCUCUCUCUUCACUGUCUGUCUCUCUCCCUCCCUCUCUCUCUUCACUGUCUGCCUCUCUCCCUCCACUCUCUGCCUCUCUCCCUCCACUGUCUGCCUCUCUCCCUCCCUCUCUCUCUUCACUGUCUGCCUCUCUCCCUCCCUCUCUCUCUUCACUGUCUGCCUCUCUCCCUCCCUCCCUCUCUCCACUGUCUGUCUCUCUCCCUCCUCUCUCCCUUCCUCUCCCUCCUCUCCCUCUCUCUCUCUCUUCACUGUCUCUCUCUCUCCCUCCCUCUCUCUCUCCACUGUCUGUCUCUCUCCCUCCCUCUUUACCGUCCCUCUCCUCUCCCUCCCUCUUGUCACCGUCUGACCCUGUCUCCCUUCCUCUCUCUGACAAUGUUCUUCUCUUCAGGUUGUAGGGGGGAACCUUUUGCCAGAGGCGGUCACAUGGUUCUAUGCCAGUGUUCUGAAGGGUCUGCAGAUGCACGGGCAGCACGAGGUCUGUAACUCGGCCCUCACACAACUGGCCCUGGUUAUAUACGAGAACCUGGUGAGUUACACGGUCACUCUCACACAUUCAUUCUCCCUUCCUCCCUCCCUCCCUCUCUUUUUUUCUUCCUCCUAACUCUUCCUUUCCUCCCUCUCUGGGUCAGCGGCCGCGGUACCUGGAGCUAAGGAGUGUGAUGACUCAGAUCCCCAGCAUUAAUCUGGAGGCUCUGGACCAGUACGACCAGCGGCUGCUGGAGCCCAGCUCCGCCCAGAAGGUGGGAGAGAAGAAGAGGAAGGACCAGUUCAAGAAGCUCAUCUCCGGCACCGUGGGGGUAAUACCACCUCCCGCCACUAGAUGGGGGUGUUCUAUUACUAUGUUUUUCUGUUAAAAAGACCUGCAUAGAAGACCUAGAAUAAUUUUAAAAGGAAAUAAUGUCUGAAAUGUGUCGAUUGUGACUGCUGAAAUGGUUAUACUUUAUUGGCGAGUUCUGGCAGUAUUUUUCAUAUAAGUUGAAUUAAAUAGGGCCUGCACACUCAAAUUAUUAUAAGACAACCAUUAAAUCCAAAACAGAUUGUAAACUGUUUUUGAUCUCUCCUCUCCACAGAAAGCGCUUGGCCAGCAGUUUAAAAAGGAGGUACAUAUCCGAAAUCUUCCGUCUCUCUUUAAGAAGCCCAAGCCGGAGAAAAGGGACAUUGUGGAGCCCAGUGAGAGUGGAGCACUAGCAGCUCUCUUCUCCCCAACACGGGACAACAUCUAGGAGAACAUAGCAGCACAGAGAGGCCCUCAGACUGGACUAACACACACACAUACACACACUACAAUCAGCUGUUACAGGACUUUGACUGGACUAACACACACACACACUUUUUCCCCUCCAGUGUAAUUUUGCUCCUGAAGGAUAUGCUCACCAAGGGUAUGACGUCUCUAUCCUAUUGAUCAACAGUAGGAUGAAUGGACUCUACAAACUGUGGACAAAGGGAAUCAGAAUAUUCUGUCAUGGACUGAACCCUGCUAACUGGUCAUAAAUAUUUCUCCAAAUAAUGUGAGGGUCUGUUUGCCUUGAUCAGAAAUAUGGAACAAUAUGUCUGAAGACGAUGAUGGUGGUGAAGAUGAGGGUUAUUGUCCUUAAAGAGGACAUGUCUGUUGCCAUAAACCCUGCAGGUUGUAAAUGGUAACAACACACUGCAUCUAUACAGCUCAUAUCCUCACUAGGACAACACAUUUAGUUUAUAUUGUGUUUUGGUGUCUCCGCUAACAUGGACCAUCCACAUAGGCUCUAAGCAUAGAGAUAGAUCGAGGCUCUGAUUGUUUAUCUAUACCAUUAUAGCGUCUGACAGCAUGGGCAGCGCCAUGGAGGCUACAACCCAUAGGAAUCCC